AUGGAAACAGUACGACCUUGCGGUUGUAAAGGAAUAAGAUCUUGCCUUCUCUGUGAGACUGAAUAUAAGAUUGUAAAAGUUAAUCUCAAGACCCGUUUUGAGAAAUGUUCCAGUUACGUAUAUUGUCCAAACUGUGACAAAGCAUGGCCUGGUUCAGAUAUUAAUCUCUAUAAAAAUCAUCCAAAUCACCAAGGCAUUAGUAUAGAAUUUCCUGGUGUUUAUAUAAAGAAUUUUGGGCCAAAAUGUAACUUUAAGAAGAAGAAACUUCAGCUGGGUGCCUUUAGUGGUUUUCCAAAGUCUACUCAGUUUGUACAACAAAAAUUUUCGGAGAUACCCGUACUUAAUAAUUUCCAAACAGUAGAGCAAUGUACUUUGGAGUACGAUCCACUACGAGGAGCUUCCAUAGAUCCGCAUAUUGAUGACUGCUGGAUUUGGGGUGAAAGAAUAGUUACUGUUAACGUCAUGGGUAAUUCAGUUUUAACAAUGAGCCCAUAUCAUGGUCCAUAUGCAAAAUACAAUUUAGAAAGCGUUACGGAGUAUUCCACAAUACUUGAAGAUUUCAAAUUUGAUACAGACAACAAAAAUGAAAAAAAUGAAGAUGUCAUUGUGAGACUACCAAUGCCUGAAGGAUCCCUUAUGGUUCUUUAUAGUAGCGCAAGGUAUAAAUGGGAGCAUUGCGUUUUAAGAGAAGAUAUAAUUUCUAGACGAAUUUGUUUAGCUUAUCGCGAAUUAACUCCUCCAUAUUUAUAUAGCUCAGCAAAUAAUCAAAUAAUUGAAGAACUUCUAAAGAGAGCUUCAGUCUUUCAAUGAAAUGUGACUGAACUUUGAAAACAAUUUAUUCCAGUAAAGUAUGUAAUGUUAAGUUUGUACGAUGUAUUUGUACAUUUAAUUAUAUAGUACGGAAAUAUAUUAAAUCUUUAUGUAUAUAUAUUAUCUACAACUAUGUUUUUAUACAAUCACAAUAUAAGUGAAAUUAGAAUUCUUAGUAUUAGGAAUUUAUGUAAAAAAUUAAAAAUUUCCAAAGAACUUGGGAAAAGAGAGAAGAAAUAAUAAUUUGGAAUAAUACAUAAAAAUAAAUCUCAGUUACAAAAGAAAAUGAAGAAAGGAGUACAAAAAGUGACCUUUUUUUACAAAAUAAAGACUUUUAUAAUAGAAAACUUCAAAAAUUUGAAAGAUAUUUUAACAUAAAUAAAACUAUUUCAUUGAGAAUGAAAAAAAAGUUUUAAGAAUUCUUCAGAGGUUCAGAGGACAUGUAAACAACAGGAAAGGUGGUAAAAGGAUCUGAUUUUCCCAAUGGUUGAUAACCAUUAACUAAACUCUCUCUUAAUUCCCAUCUACGUCUCUCUCUUUCUGUUUUUUGUCUUCUGAUUGCUCGGCCUAACAUGCAGGCGAACAUUAUUCCAGUUAACUAAAAAAUAAAAAAUAAACAAUUCAAUUUACCAAAAUAUAUGAAGUGCUUGAUUAAAAUUAAAAAGUUACUUUUUUAUUUAUUUACGUUAACUUAUUUACAAUAUCAAACUAUAAUAAAAAUUAUCUUAAAUUACAGCAAUUAGAUAG
Molecule: messenger RNA, 1557 nt
Organism: Heterotrigona itama
Lineage: Eukaryota; Metazoa; Arthropoda; Insecta; Hymenoptera; Apidae
Source: the annotation of a GenBank genome assembly